Monoraphidium neglectum is the source of this 4908-nucleotide messenger RNA. RefSeq lists its product as hypothetical. The record is from RefSeq and is a predicted model, not a curated record. The transcript has 14 exons. Bases 1 to 4908 code for a protein of 1635 amino acids. Lineage: Eukaryota; Viridiplantae; Chlorophyta; Chlorophyceae; Sphaeropleales; Selenastraceae.
AUGAAAAAGUGGGGCGGCGCCACCAAGCGCUGCAUCUCCACCAUCACAUUCACCACCGCCGCCGGCCGCCAGCUCUCCUGCGGCGCCGCCGCCGGCGCCGCCGUUGCCCCCGCGCCCGCGGCCGGCCGCCGCCGGGAGCUGCUGACGGCCCCCGCGCAGCCCGCGUCGGCGAAGCCCGGCAAGGCGCCCGCCUGCAUGAAGAAAGAGACGGCCAGCGGCAACCCCAUCGGCGCCCUCUGCCAGAUCGCCAAGCGACGCUGCGCCAAGAACGGCAAGACCGGCGCCCUGAGCCUCAACUUCAUAAAGCCCACCUGGGGGUACCAGGGCAGCGAGUGCGCCUUCGGCCCCGAGCAGGUCGCCUGGACCUGCCCUCAGUCGCUCCCAUGCACAACCCCCGGCGCGCAAGUGCCCCUUGCUGGCCUUUGCACCUCGAACUUGGCGGCUGGCACAGUCGUCUACUCGGUUGGUGGCGUCAUCACCGCGACCACGACCUGCCCCGCCACCGGCGCCAUCAUCGUGACGCCGUCCCUGCUGCAGGCCGCGGGCGUGGCCGAGGCUUGCCGCGUGACCGGCCCUACCAUAGCGCUCGCCUCGGACGGCAGCACCGGCGGCGGCGGCGGCGGCGGCGGCGGCGGCGGCAGCGGCGGCGGCGGCGGCGGCAGCGGCAGCGGCAGCGGCGGCGGCGGAGGUAGCGUAGGCACCGACGGCACAGGCUCUGGUGGCAGCACCAACAACACCGGCGGCUUGGGCAGCGGCACCAGCACCAACAGCACGGGCAACAGUGGCGUCAACGGUGGCAGCGGCAUUGUGACUGACGACUCUGACAGUGGGACCGGCAGCAACAGCAGCAGCGGCAAUGGCACUGGUGGCUCUGGAACUGGCACAAACGGCACCGGCAGCAGCAGCGACAGCAGCACCAGCACUGGCAACAGCAAUGGCACUGGCUCUGGCACUGAAACCAAUGUCAACACCAGCAGCAGCAACAACACCGGUGGCUCUGGCACUGGCGGCUCCAGCACUGGCACCAAUGGCACCAGCAGCAGCGGCAACAGUAGCAGCGACACUGGCACUGGCUCUGGCGGCUCCGGCACUGGCACCGGUGGCGGUGCCAACACCGGCAGCGGAAGCUUCGUUUGUGACCCCCCCGUCCCAACCUGCGUCCCCCCGGCCUGCGCCGCCGGCGCCACGGUCGCGCUGGCCGGCGCGUGCCGGCCCGAGGACGGCUUUGCAUGGAUAUACCUAGUGAACAACCAGCCUGUGAACCAGACCGCCUGCCCCGCCCCCGGCGCGGCGCUGGCUGUCACCCUGAGGUCUGUGGAUGUCCAUCAAAAGUGCACAUAUGAUGACAUCCCCGCGAUCUUCAACCUCACCACCCCCAACCAGACCGUCCAGAGCGGCGGCGGUGGGCCCCUUGACGGCUCGAAUUCCAGCACCUCCUGCCCGACUCCGGCAUACACCUGCACGGCGCCCGCCUGCAGCGCCCCCGGAACUUCCAUUGACCUGACCACCGUUUGCACCUCCUCCAACGCCAACAUCACUCUGAGUUAUAUCGUGGGCGGCGCGGCGGCCACAACGGCCGCCUGCCCCCAGCCUGGGGCGGAGCUCAGGGUUUUCGUCGAGCCCCGCAUUCCCCUGAAACCUGAGUGCACCUACAAUGCGACACUGGCCUUCAAUGUGACAGGGCCGCCCGCCCCCCAGCAGCCCGCCUGCCCCACGGCGCCCGCCUUCAGCUGUGCGGCUCCACCAGCCUGCGGCGUGGCUGGUGCGAAAGUCAGCCUCGAAGGCAGCUGCAGCAGCGCAGCUGCCCAGCUCGUGUACCUGAUUGAUGGCGCCCAGGCCGUGUUCGCCACCUGCCCCGAGCCCGGGAGCGCCCUGGCAGUGUCCGUCCGCCCUGUCCUUGCCGGCAGCACAGACUGCCAGUACAACGCCACCGCCGCCUACACCCUCUCAAGCUCCUGCGCCUCGGCCGCGUCUGCCCAGGCCAACUGCCCCGGGACCAACAUCCCGGUGUGCAAGGCGCUCUCACAAGUGCUACCCCUUGCCGGCGUGUGCACCACCAACAUCGACGGCGCGUCAGUGUCAUACCUGGUCAAUGGGCAGGUGGCCACCAACGUGACCUGCCCCUCCCAGCUGGGCCAGCCUGGCGUGUCGGUCACCCCCGUCGUCUCAGGCCCCGUCGGCUGCACAUACGGCGAUCAGAGCCCCUUUGUUGUGCAGCCGUACACCUGCCCAUCAGCUGACACCAUCAACAUCACCUGCAGCAGCCUGCCAGCCUGCCAGUACGCGGGCCAGGUCGUGCAGACUGACGGCCUGUGCACAGCGACAGGCGCCAGCGGACUCAGCGCCGUCACCCUAGUCGACGCGGGCGGCGCCGCGGUCCCGAGCGUCACCUGCCCGGCCGUCGGCGCGAGCCUGGCGCUGACGCCCGCCGCUCACCUCAACAAUGGGACGGAUCAGUGCAAGUACACCGGGAGCCCUGUCACGUUCACAUCAACGUGCCCCGCCCGCGGCUCGGUUCAAAUCACCUGCUCCGCCGCGCCGACCUGCGGCUAUUCCGGCGAGCCCAUCGCGCUGAGCGGCGUCUGCAACACCACCACCGCCGGCGCCGUGGUGACCUACAAAGUGAAUGGCCAGCCCGCUGUGAGCGCUGAGUGCCCGGAGCCCGGCAGCGGCUUGGCCGUGGCGGCGUCUGUGGAGGAUUACCUCGGGUCGUGCAACUACGAGGGGCCGAGCUUCACCAUCACCUCCUCCUGCAAGGGCCCCGAGUUCAGCAAUGCCUUCAGCUGCAAGGCCCCCAAGUGCUCCCUUGUCGGCGAGGUCAUGCAGCUGCCCGGCAGCUGCACAUCCCCCCUCGGCCCUGUCAAGUACUUUGACGCGGCCGGGGCAGAGAUCACGACUGUCACGUGCCCUUCGCGGCAGGUCGACCCUGUCGUGGUGGAGCCGAGAGUCGUGGGCGCCGCCGGCGGCGCGGCGGCCUGCGCCAACAAGGGUCCCAAGUUCAGUGUCACUGCCCCCGCCUGCCCCGACCCCUCCAUCCUCAAGCUAACCUGCACCCCAGUCACGUGCAACAAGGCGGGCGAGAAGGUGCCGCUCGCGGGCAGCUGCACCAGCGUCGUCGCGGGCGCCAAUUUCACAUACUACGUCGACGGCGCCGCGGCGGACAGCGUCACAUGCCCCACGCCGGGCGUGAGCGUGCGCGUGGAGCCCUCUAUGGAGUCGUGCUACGGCAUCCCCUCCUGCUCCUAUCCCGCGGCCGGCUACACGCUGACAUCAUCCUGCCCCUCCAGCGCCACCGCCGCCUUCACCUGCUCAACCGCUGCCUGCUCGCGCCCCGGUGACGUCAUCCCCCUCGACGGUCUCUGCUCAAACGCGCUGAAGUGCGCCAAGAUCGUGUACACCGUCAACGGCGCGCCCGCCACGCAGCUGACGUGCCCCUCUGGCGGCGGCUCCGCAACCUUAGUCGCGUCAAUCGCGGGCUUCGGCGGCAACGCGGCGUGCGGGUACCAGUCUUCCCCCAUCGUCGUCUCAUCCACAUGCGCCAACAUGGGCCCCGCGCCCCUGUCCUGCAACAAGAUCGUCUGCCCGACCGCCGGCGCCGUGGUCAAGCUCAAGGGCAGCUGCACCUCAGGCGUCGCGGGCGGCGUGAUCUCCUAUGAGAUUGACGGCAAGCGCGCAACCUCGUACACCUGCCCCCACCCCAAGCGCCCGACAAUCGUCACGGCCACCGUCUCCAAAGACGGCUGCCAGCACACCGCUGACUUUGAAGUAGCAAGUACAUGCUGGUCCGAUCAGCAGGCCCAACCCUUCUGCGACCCCACGCGCUGCAAGCCCGGCGAGUCCGUCGCCCUCAACCCCGAGACCUGCAACUCCGAAAUCAAGGACGCGGGCACCUGGACUUUUGCGCCCGCCGGCCCCGUGACCUGCCCCGCCAGCGGCAAGCUGACUGUGGACGCGACCCUGACGGUCCCCUCGCCGCUGGCGGGUGGUGGGUCAUGCACGUUUGCAACGACCAAGCGCAUCGUCGCCAAGGGAAACACGUACCACGGCGGCAAGGGCAAGGGCAGCUCCGGAUCCAACAACGACGACAACAACGACGACAACGACGACGACGACGACUCAAACGACUCAUCUGGUGACUCUGGUUACCACGGUGGCAAGGGUUACCACGGCGGCAAAGGCAAGGGCAGCAUUGCUCCUGGCGACAACAGCAACGAUGGUAAGGGCAAGGACGCCAGCGCCCCUGGUGGCAGCAGCAACGACGGCAAGGGCAAGGACGGCAGCGCCGCUGGCGGCAGCAGCAACGACGGCAAGGGCAAGGACGGCAGCGCCGCUGGUGACAACAGCAACGACGGCAAGGGCAAGGAUGGCAACGCCGCUGGCGGCAGCAGCAAUGAUGGCAAGGGCAAGGAUGGCAACGCCGCUGGCGGCAGCAGCGACGAUGGCAAGGGCAAGGACGGCAGCGCCCCCCGCGGCAGCAGCAAUGAUGGCAAGGGCAAGGACGGCAACGCCGCUGGCGGCAGCAGCAACGAUGGCAAGGGCAAGGAUGUCAAUGCCGCUGGCGGCAGCAGCAACGAUGGCAAGGGCAAGGACGGCAAUGGCGCUGGCGGCAGCAGCAACGAUGGCAAGGGCAAGGACGGCAGCAGCAGCAACGGCAAGGGUAAAGACAACAGCGCAGCCGCCAGCGACAGCAGCAGCAGCAGCAGCAGCGGCGGCAGCAGCAGCAGCAGCAGCAGCAGCAGCAGCAGCAGCAGCAGCAACGGCAAGGGCAAGGGCAAGAGUAGCACCGCUGCUGCCGACACCAGCAGCCAGGCGUCAUCCGGCAUUAAAGCCUACCCCUUUUUCAAGGGCGGCGACUCUGCCACCGCCAGCACAGGCAGCCGCAGGCUGCUGCUUACUCGCCUUCGGUGA